Zeugodacus cucurbitae (melon fly) is the source of this 6627-nucleotide messenger RNA. It is a transcript of the gene shg, whose product is annotated as DE-cadherin. Gene Ontology annotation, biological process: multicellular organism development; homophilic cell-cell adhesion; adherens junction organization. Lineage: Eukaryota; Metazoa; Arthropoda; Insecta; Diptera; Tephritidae. The coding region runs from base 1152 to 5864 and encodes 1570 amino acids. The record is from RefSeq and is a predicted model, not a curated record. Gene Ontology annotation, molecular function: cadherin binding; calcium ion binding. The transcript has 2 exons. Gene Ontology annotation, cellular component: adherens junction; plasma membrane; catenin complex.
GCUCAUUCACAUUUGUUGCUGAACGAGCGUAGAGAUUGGUCGAGACGGAAUUGUGUCGUUUUCUGUGGCGUGGUUAAUACUUGUGUGACUGAUUCGUGGAAGGAGUGAAGUUAAUUUGAAUUAAAGAAAAACCGUUGAAAGUGCGAAUUAUCCAUAUUGAUAAAUAUGGACUGUAAAUUUUGAAAAUUAAUGUACCAUGUGGAAAUCUGUGAUUCUUAUUUAAAAGUAUUUAACUCUACUUUAAAUAAAUUGUUGAACUUAUGUGUAUGUGAAAACUCCGACUACAUUGGUAGAAACUAUCGGUUAAGUUGGGUUUGCAAACAACUACAUUUACAGAAAUAAGAGUAACCGUUCACGUAAAUAUAUACACGAUAUAUAUAUUCUAUUGUUAAAGUGAAACGUUGGUUAAACGUAGACAGCGCAGUGUAUAUCUCAUUGUAGUUGGCCGAUUGUGUGAGUGUCAACAGUGUUCGUAUUAACCACUAUUUUUUACCUGGAAUUACCUGUUUCAAGUAAAUGUAUGUAAUCAAAGUAUGGUGGAGCUAUAGAACAAAGCGAACAUGAAAAACGAGUUUAACAAAAAUCAAAAAGUAACAGUGGAGAGAGCUUGGAAAUAUAAUAAUUAUGAAGUUUGUGUGUUUAGAAAUAGUAAAAACCACAGUGCAUAUACAUAUAUAGCAUAACUAAAUUAAACUAAAAAUAAUACUUUGUUGUAUGGUGGUAUGCCAUAUUAAACAGCUUUUGAUAUAUGUUUACAGCUUAUCCAUGAAAAUGCAACAGAACAACAAUGAGCGACAUUGGAAUUAGUUAAAAAAUGAAUAAAGAAUUCCCGUUUUAAUGCAAACACGAUUACGAAAUGUACAAAAGAUACACCUUUGAAAUGAAUGUUAAAAUAAAUUAACCAACCUAAGUACGAUGAAAUAUUUGUCGGAGAGAAUUUCAUUGGUGCUUAAAUAAACAACAACAAUUCCGCCGUGAUCGUACACAGAAUAGAAAGGUGAAUGAAUAAAUACUGGGUGACUCACAUGCCGUGAUUUCCUGAAAAUUGUGUGCCUUUACGAAAAGUAUUAACAAUUUAAAUAAAAAAAAAACUAUUUUAAAAAUCUAAAAUAAUAUUUAUUUUUCCUGUGGAUAAAUUGUAAUGCUACGAAAUGUCUCCUCAACAACUGCAUCCAGAAACACAAGUUCACUACCUACUACAGAACCGGCUGUAUCAUCAGCGACCGAAAAAGCAUUUAUGUCGAAAGCUGCACAAAUAUCACACGUUAGCUUUUGCGUUAGCCUUAAUACAAUUACUUACGGCUACUUUUGUUUGCGGCUACACCAGCGGGUCCAAUCUCGUCUCAAGCAACAGAGAUGACCCAUUUUCCAUGUCAAAACAGUUUACCUCACAAUUGAGUGCAGGAAGCUCUUUUAUACGACAAAGGCGUUCACCCAACCCUGCUUCCGAUUCCGUUGCGUCACUUUACUCAGCUUUACCAGCAGCCCGUACCGGUAAUUCUGCCAUAUAUUUUGGUAUGUCUUCGUCGUCUGCGAUGACGCAUGAAAGCAGUGCUAAGCAGUAUUUCGAUAAUCGAAAACCGGCUUUUAAAAAUUGUGCUAGCUAUAAACCGUCCGUCAGAGAAGAGGAACCUGAAAAUACGUUUGUUAUAAUGGUGCAAGCAGAAGAUCCUGACUAUGAUCAAGAAAUAAAAUAUAGUCUUGUUCAAUCGGCUACAGAGCGAUCAAAAUUCCAUAUUGAUCCUAAAUCGGGAGUAAUUGUAACAACUCAUCGAUUUGAUCGAGAUGAACCAACCUACGAAAAAAUGGUUUAUGUAACAGUGCAGGCGACUGACAAUGGUAAUCCGCCAUUAGACGAUGUGUGUACAUUUAAAGUGAUUAUUGAAGAUGUCAAUGAUAAUGCACCAGUCUUCAAUAAGGCGCGUUACGACGAGUCUAUUUCAGAAGAUAAACAGCCUGAUGCAAUUGUAAUGCGUAUUUCGGCCAGUGACUUGGAUGACGGCAAUAACAGUAUUAUCGAAUAUGAAAUCAUACCUGUUCGUGAUCAUUUGUACUUUAAGAUCGACAAAGCAGCCGGAAUUAUUUACCUAAACCGUCCCAUUGAUAAGCGUCCUGGACAAUAUUAUACAAUAACUGUUGCUGCUUAUAAUCCGAGUAGUCCAAUAAGCCCAGAUUCCAAACAAGAAUCGCAAAUCGAUGUGCGUAUUCGUGUAGUAGAAUCGUCGAAGAAGCCACCAUCAUUUGUUGAUCCAAUUGAAGAUCCUAUAUAUUUGAAAGAAGACUACAUGAACUAUUCCACGCCCAUUGCAACUUUGCGAGCUGUUUCAAAUGUUCCCGAUAAGCCUGAAGUGAUAUUUGAAUUAGUUACCGGGCGUACAGAGCAGACGAAUAGUAAAAAGACAUUCGUAUUUAAUCAAACUGGCACAACGGUAACGAUUGGUUUGGGAAAAUUGCUUGAUUAUGAAUCCGUCACUGAGUACACAUUGACGAUGAUUGCGCGCAAUACAUACGAUUUAGUCGCAGAGCAUGUAAUUAAAAUUAAGGUUGUGGAUGUAAACGAUAACAUACCAUACUUUACUGAGGUGAACAAAGGCACACUGCUUGAGAAUGAACUACCAGGUACACCUGUAAUGCAGGUACGUGCUUUCGAUAUGGACGGUACAGAAGCAAAUAAUAUUGUGUCUUUCGAAUUGGCUGAUAAUCGGGAAUAUUUCAAAAUUGAUCCUCAUACUGGUAACAUAACGGCAUUGACCACAUUCGAUCGCGAGGAGCGUGAUUUCUACAAUGUGAAAGUGAUCGCAAGUGAUAACUCUCCCUCCAGUUUGUAUAACAACGGUGAGCCGAAUCGUGGGCAACAAGUUUUUCGCAUUGAAAUCGCGGACAAGAACGACCAUAAGCCACAUUUUCAAUUAGCCGAAUAUGUCCAUGACAGUUUACCUGAAGAUGCGAACAUAAAUUUUAUGGUGAUCGAGGUAGAAGCUGUUGACGAAGAUAAUACAGCACAAAUUGUAUAUACCAUCGAAAGUGGAAAUGUGGGAAAUGCAUUCAAAAUUGAAAAGAAGACGGGCCAAAUAACAGUGAAUCAGCGACUUGAUUACGAAAAUAUUACCGAAUAUGUGCUAAAGAUUCGAGCAUUUGAUGGGAUUUAUGAUGAUUAUGCAACUGUGGAAAUAAAAAUAGCGAACGUCAAUGAUAAUCCUCCAGAAUUUAAGGAGAAAUAUUCGAAAACCAUACAAGAAGAAAUGAUUUUUGACUAUUGUAUAUUGAAUAUUGAAGCUUACGAUCCGGAUAUAAAAGACCGUACAGCAGAUCAGCAUAUUAAAUAUUCAGUGGUUAAGGAGGAACAGAAAAAGAUGAUAACCAUAGAUAAUGAUGGUUGUUUAAAACUAAUACAACCAUUAGAUCGUGAUCCCCCCGAUGGUCAUAAGAGUUGGCAGGUAUUAGUCGCAGCAGUUGAUGAAGAUGGACAGGGUUUGAAAUCUGUUACACAUUUGAUCAUAAAUCUGCAGGAUAUUAACGACAAUGCGCCUUUUCUGGUGAACACAAUGCCUGUUAUUUGGCAGGAGAAUCGAAAUCCUGGACAAGUUGUACAAUUACAGGCAAAUGAUUAUGAUGAGCCACAGAAUGGACCGCCAUAUACGUUCGGUAUCGAUAGUGAAGCGUCCGCUGAUAUUAAGACAAAAUUUAGCAUCGAUAAUGAUUACCUAUUUGCGAAUGUACAAUUCGAUCGGGAAGAACAAAAAGAAUAUUAUAUACCUAUAAGAAUCAGCGAUUCCGGCAAACCAAAACAAAGUAAAGUAAGCAUUUUACAUUUGAUUAUUGGUGACGACAAUGACAAUGCUAUGUCGGAGGGUUCUUCGCGUAUUUUCAUUUAUAAUUAUAAAGGUGAGGCGCCUGACACCGAUGUGGGACGUGUUUUUGUUGACGAUCCUGAUGAUUGGGAUCUUGAUGACAAAGAGUUUCGUUGGAAAAAUGGUUUUCCGCAUGAUAAUUUCCGCUUAAAUCCAAACACUGGCAUGAUAACAAUGCUCGAGCGAACACACGAGGGUGAAUAUCUGCUCGAGUUCGUUGUUACUGAGGAAUCGACUUUUAUACCACGCCAUUCGGUAGAUGCUGAUGUUACUGUUAUUGUACGUGAAUUACCUGAAGAAGCUGUAGACAAAAGUGGUAGCAUACGUUUCUAUAACAUUACUAAGGAGAGUUUUAUCAGUGUUCCACGCGAUGCUCAAGCCGACGAUUCACUCUCAUUAAAAGAUCGCCUACAAUAUUCACUUGCCAAACUAUUCAAUACUUCAGUUACAAAUGUGGAUGUGUUCACCGUUUUGCAAAAUGCUAACAAUACAUUGGAUGUUCGUUAUUCAGCACAUGGCUCACCAUAUUAUGCACAAGAAAAAUUAAAUGGUAUUGUUGGACAGAACCAACAGAAACUCGAGAACGAAUUGGGUUUGCAAAUGCUUAUGGUUAAUAUAGACGAAUGUCUUAUUGAGAAGUACAAAUGCGAAUCAUCGUGCAUGAACACGCUGCAUAAAUCCAACAUUCCUUACAUGAUAUACUCGAAUACUUCGUCUUUUGUGGGCGUGACCGCAUUUAUUGAAUGGCACUGUGUUUGUGAAGCAAGAAUAAGCACUUAUUGUCUCAAUGGUGGAACUCCGCGUAUUGGAGAGAACGACAUGUGCGAUUGCAUUGACGGAUUUACCGGACCCCAUUGUGAAUUAGUAUCGGUUGGGUUCUAUGGUAACGGCUAUGCAUUUUACGAACCUAUAUCGCCAUGCGAAAACACUAAAAUCAGCCUCGAGGUAGCGCCACAAACUGAUCAGGGUUUAAUUAUGUAUCUAGGCCCAUUAAAUUAUAACCCUCUCUUACCACUAUCUGACUUCUUGUCAUUGGAGUUGGUUAAGGGUUAUCCCACACUUACUGCGGACUAUGGUUCUGGUGCCAUACGUAUUGAGCAUCGACACAUUCAGCUACAGGUUGGUAAAUCUUAUCAGUUGGACAUUAUACUACAAAAAACCAGUAUUGAAAUGGUAGUUGACAAUUGUCGCUUAUCAACUUGCAUAAGCUUGGGAGCGCCACAAGGCCCCAAUGAGUUUCUAAAUGUGAAUUCCCCAUUACAACUUGGUGGUACACCAGUGGAUCUCCUGCAGCUUGGCGAAAAGCUGAACUGGACAUAUACGCCGAGCCGUCAGGGUUUCUUCGGUUGCAUACGUAAUUUAACGAUCAAUAAUCAUACUUAUAAUUUGGGAACGCCUGCAAUAUCACGUAAUAUUGAUUCGGGUUGUCAACGAGCCGUUGCCGUGGCUGUUAGUUUUGGCAUUGAUCGGAACUUUAUCAUUGCUAUUGUGGCAUGUAUACUUCUUCUGCUUAUUAUUUUAUUGGCUGUGGUAGUGCAGAAGAAGCAAAAGAAUGGUUGGCAUGAAAAGGAUAUUGACGAUAUAAGAGAAACGAUAAUCAAUUACGAAGAUGAGGGCGGUGGUGAAAGAGAUACUGACUAUGAUCUCAAUGUGUUGCGCUCACAGCCGUUCUACGAAGAGAAGCUGUACAAAGACCCACAUACCUUACAAUCAAUGAAGGAUCCAAAUAAUGAGAUUCCCGAUAUUGGUGGCUUUUUGGGUGAUAAAAAAGAGAAUUGUGAUCGGGAAGCUGGCACAUAUCUGGUAGACGAUGUGCGGCACUACGCGUAUGAAGGUGAUGGCAACUCGGAUGGCAGCCUUUCUAGUCUAGCCUCCUGCACAGAUGAUGGCGAUCUCAAUUUCGAUUAUUUGUCGAAUUUCGGGCCACGAUUCCGUAAAUUGGCGGAUAUGUACGGCGAAGAACCCUCCGACACCGAUUCAAAUGUGGAUGAUGAACAAGGUUGGCGUAUAUAAACUUCCAAUGACAUUUCAUACCGAAUGUAAAAGACUUAAAAAUUAAGACCAUAGCUAAACGUAUAGUAAAUGUACAUACAUACAUAAUUACACUAUGCAAAUGCACGUUCAUAUGCAAAUGUAAAUUGGCGCUUGUCUUAAUAUAUAUUUUUUAAAUUUAAUUUUAAUUUUUUCAUCAAUAAAUUAAUAUGGAGAAGUGAAGUACAUAAAUAUAAGAAAAGAAAAGAAAAAACACAUUGUAGAAAAAAGUUUCGCACAUUAUUGAACAAAUAUUUAUAUUAAAUAGUUUUUUCGCUUUUAAGAAACACAUUGACAAUCUCAUAUAUAGCGAGCAUAUUCCAGGAAGGAAUGCGACAUCCAUUUGUAUACACAUCAUAUAAUAUCAAACAAAUAUUGUGUUAUUUGAAAUAAACACAAAUAAAGCCUUUAGAUAUCUUUAUAAUUAUUGUAAUUUCAUUUUGAUUCCAUUUAUUUUAUAUCGAACGAAAAAGUCUUCAAUUAUACACUAAAAUAAUUUAAAAUGUAAAGGAAUGACGACAAACUGAAACUGAAACCAUACUACAUAUCUUAUCUAAAAAGGCAGUUAAAAACUAAAACAAGCAUUAUUUAAGGGUCACAAGUUCCAUAGGGUAAUCUCCCUACCCACUUGAAUUCCAUUCAAAUGCAAGUGCAAAACUGAAGCUCGAUCGAUGUAGUGCUAAUGGAUAUGUAUGUAUGUAUAUGAGUUACGACUAAAUAAUUCACAGUUGAAUUAAAUUUUAAA